Messenger RNA from Calidris pugnax (ruff), 4868 nucleotides. RefSeq names its product ATPase, class VI, type 11B (gene ATP11B). Gene Ontology annotation, biological process: phospholipid translocation. Gene Ontology annotation, cellular component: plasma membrane; trans-Golgi network; recycling endosome. The record is from RefSeq and is a predicted model, not a curated record. The transcript is spliced from 31 exons. The coding region runs from base 75 to 3509 and encodes 1144 amino acids. Gene Ontology annotation, molecular function: ATP binding; ATP hydrolysis activity; ATPase-coupled intramembrane lipid carrier activity. Lineage: Eukaryota; Metazoa; Chordata; Aves; Charadriiformes; Scolopacidae.
UGAGGCGGCAGCGGAGGGCGCGGCACUGCCCAGGGGGGGCCCCGCCGCGGGGGCCGCCACCCGCCCCGCCGGGGAUGUUGCGGUGGGUCCGGCAGCAGCUGGGUUUUGACCCGCCGCAUCAAAGCGAUACAAGAACUAUUUAUAUAGCGAAUCGUUUUCCCCAGCAUGGCCAUUAUGUUCCUCAGAAGUUUGCAGACAACAGAAUCAUAUCAUCCAAGCACACAGUGUGGAAUUUUGUUCCCAAAAACUUAUUUGAGCAGUUUAGAAGAGUAGCCAACUUUUAUUUUCUGAUUAUAUUUUUGGUUCAGCUCAUGAUCGAUACCCCUACCAGUCCCAUCACCAGUGGAUUGCCAUUAUUCUUUGUCAUAACUGUGACAGCCAUAAAACAGGGUUAUGAAGACUGGCUACGACACAAAGCAGACAAUGAAGUAAAUGGAGCUCCAGUUUACGUAGUUCGGAGCGGUGGCCUUGUGAAAACGAGAUCUAAGAACAUUCGGGUGGGGGACAUUGUCAGAGUAGCCAAAGAUGAGACUUUCCCCGCUGACCUGGUGCUCCUCUCCUCCGAUCGAGCCGACGGUUCGUGCCACGUUACCACCGCCAGUUUGGACGGAGAGACCAACCUCAAGACGCACGUCGCGGUCCCAGAAACAGCCGUGUUACAGUCUGUUGCCAACCUGGACAAACUUGUAGCUGUCAUAGAGUGUCAGCAGCCAGAGGCAGAUCUGUACAGAUUUGUUGGAAGAAUAACUAUAAGUCAACAAAUGGAAGAAAUCGUACGACCUCUUGGGCCUGAAAGCCUCUUACUUCGUGGAGCAAGAUUAAAAAACACUAAAGAAAUAUUUGGUGUUGCAGUGUAUACAGGUAUGGAGACAAAGAUGGCAUUAAAUUACAAGAGUAAAUCUCAGAAACGGUCAGCAGUAGAAAAGUCCAUGAAUUCCUUUUUGAUUAUUUAUCUAAUAAUCCUCCUCUUUGAAGCCAUUCUGAGUACUAUUUUAAAGUAUGCGUGGCAAGCUGAGGAAAAGUGGGAUGAGCCUUGGUAUAAUGGAAAAACGGAGCACGAAAGAAACAGCAGCAAGAUCCUGCGAUUUAUUUCAGAUUUUCUUGCUUUUCUGGUACUCUACAAUUUCAUCAUACCUAUUUCACUUUAUGUGACUGUUGAGAUGCAGAAGUUUCUGGGAUCUUUUUUUAUUGGCUGGGAUCUUGACCUCUAUCAUGAAGAAACAAACCAGAGAGCGCAAGUGAAUACUUCAGACCUCAACGAGGAGCUGGGACAGGUGGAGUACGUGUUUACAGACAAAACGGGUACGUUAACUGAAAACGAGAUGCAGUUUCGGGAGUGCUCCAUUAAUGGCAUAAAGUACCAAGAAGUCAAUGGUAAACUGACUCCAGAGGGGUUUUCUGAAGAUUCUCCAGAUGGAAAUAGGCAUAGUUUGAUGAAAGAGGAGGAGCUGUUCCUGAAGGCGGUGUGUCUGUGUCACACGGUGCAGAUCAGUGCGGAUCAGAGCGACGGCGCUGACGGGCCCUGGCACGGUGGUGGGUCGCCGGCCACGCUGGAGUAUUACGCCUCCUCCCCGGAUGAGAAAGCCCUGGUGGAAGCUGCCAGCCGGGUUGGAGUAGUUUUUACUGGAACUACUGGGGACAGUAUGGAAGUAAAAAGUCUCGGAAAACCAGAAAGGUAUAAAUUGCUUCAUGUUUUGGAGUUUGAUCCGAAUCGCAGACGGAUGAGUGUCAUUGUAGAGAGUCCCUCAGGGGAAAAGCUUUUGUUCACAAAGGGAGCAGAAUCUUCCAUUCUUCCUCGUAGUAAGAGUGGAGAAAUAGACAAGACCAGGAUACACGUGGAUGAAUUUGCCUUGAAAGGACUAAGGACUUUGUGCGUGGCCUACAGAAGAUUCACACCCGAGGAGUACCAAGAAGUUGGCAAACGCCUGCAUGAGGCCAGGACUGCCUUACAGCAACGGGAGGAGAGAUUAGCAGAUGUGUUCAACUUCAUAGAGAGGGAUCUGGAGUUACUUGGGGCUACAGGAGUAGAAGACAAACUGCAGGAGAAAGUCCAAGAAACCAUCGAAGCCCUGAGACUGGCCGGUAUCAAGGUGUGGGUGCUCACUGGAGACAAGCACGAGACGGCCGUGAGCGUCAGUUUGUCCUGUGGCCACUUCCACAGGACCAUGAACAUCCUGGAGCUCGUGCAGCACAAGUCAGACAGCACGUGUGCGGAGCAGCUGAGGCAGCUCGCCAAGAGAAUAAAGGAAGACCAUGUCAUCCAGCACGGCCUGGUGGUGGACGGGACCAGCCUCUCUCUUGCACUCAGGGAACAUGAAAAACUGUUCAUGGAAGUUUGCAAAAACUGCUCUGCAGUGUUGUGCUGUCGCAUGGCACCCCUUCAGAAAGCAAAGGUAGUGCGACUGUUAAAAACGUCUCCAGAGAAACCUAUAACGUUGGCCAUCGGUGAUGGUGCUAACGACGUGAGCAUGAUACAAGAGGCCCACGUCGGCAUAGGAAUCAUGGGCAAGGAAGGAAGACAAGCUGUGAGAAACAGUGACUAUGCAAUAGCACGGUUUAAAUUCCUCUCCAAGUUGCUUUUUGUUCAUGGGCACUUUUACUAUAUUAGAAUAGCAACCCUUGUACAGUACUUUUUUUAUAAGAAUGUGUGCUUUAUUACACCACAAUUUUUAUAUCAGUUCUUCUGUUUGUUUUCACAACAAACGCUCUAUGACAGUGUAUACCUGACUUUGUACAAUAUUUGUUUCACUUCCUUGCCUGUCCUCAUAUACAGUCUUUUUGAACAGCAUGUGCAUCCGCAUGUAUUACAGAGCAAACCUGUGCUGUAUCGAGACAUCAGUAAAAAUGCCCAUCUGGGGUUUAAACCCUUUCUUUACUGGACCGUCUUGGGCUUCAUUCAUGCAUUUGUUUUCUUUUAUGGCUCGUAUCUUCUAAUGGGAGAAGACACUUCUCUGCUGGGAAAUGGCCAGAUAUUGAAGCCUAACAGGCAAAUGAUGUUUGGAAACUGGACAUUUGGUACUUUGGUCUUCACCGUUAUGGUUAUAACCGUUACGAUGAAGAUGGCUCUAGAAACUCACUUCUGGACAUGGAUAAACCAUUUUGUUACUUGGGGAUCCAUUGUAUUUUAUUUCAUAUUCUCCUUGUUUUAUGGGGGAAUUAUCUGGCCAUUUUUACACACCCAGGACAUGUACUUCGUAUUUGUUCAGCUGUUGUCAAGUGGUUCUGCUUGGUUUGCCAUAAUCCUCAUCGUAGUUGCUUGUUUGUUCCUUGAUGUUGUGAAGAAAGUGCUGUACAGACACCUACAACCCACCAGUACGGAAAAAGCUCAGAUGUUCUCCAACAGAGUUGCUUUAAGCGACGAGUUCAUCGCGCUGCAGCCAUUGUCCAGGGCCAGGAGUCAGCUGAGCAAAAUUAGCUCUCUGCGGCAGGUUCCGGUGUGGGCUGCGUGGAGUCGGUGUGCUGCGCGGCAGCAGCGUGCGCGUCUCUUGGCCGAGCUGUGGAGCGGGUGACGGGGCGCUGCAGCCCCCGCAGGUGCGGCAUUUCCCUGGGCAGCCUCUGCUGCCGCCGCGUCUCCUACAAGCUGGAGCCCGAGGAGCCCGCUGCUGCAGAUGGCUAACGAGCCCCCCGCGGGCUCCGCUCCUCGCCGCAGGACGCGCGGCCCUCCCGCCCUACUGGGUUUCACCCUAAAAGAUUAUUUUCUGGUUUCUUUCUUUUGGGAUGGGGAGGAGGGGGACGAGCGGUUCCGAGCAGGUUUCUGUCCCAACGUUCAGUUUGGCUUCCUGCGAGCUCUUGCGUUGUGUCUGUCGUGAUUUCUCUUGAUUUGUACAUUCUUCUCUUUAGAAAAAUCAAGCCUCGCUGCUGGUUUUGUUCUCCUUUUUGCGAUUAUUUUUUUUUCUUGCCUUCACCAAUCAGGAGUUGUCUGUAGAGUCGAAAGGCUUUUCCCUCUGGUUCUUGAUGUACAACCUCCAAAUAUUUACCUUGGAGCUUGCAGUACUCCUGACGUUACACAAAAGGCUCACGCAUCCCCUCUCUAAAUGUAACCACGUUGUUAGAAGGAGAGUCUUUAAAUCUUUCAGCCAUUGAUUGAUAUGAAGAUGAAAUAUUUUUGUAGUAUAACUUUUAUAAUCUAUUUCUAAAGUCAGAGUUAAUUGACAGAACAGAGCCUCCGGGUUCUAAGAAUUUUAAAGGGGGUUUUUUUUUGGGUUCUAGAAGGUAUAUUGUCAAACUCAUGUGUGCCAUUCCAAAGUCUGUGCUAAAUAAAUCUCCUUGUUCCUUCACAAACCAUGUGUGAAACAAACAUCACUGGGAUAAAGCCACGUGUGAGGAGCAGCACUGCUCUUGCAGUCGCAUCCCUCUCACGAAAUCUGUGCCACCUCCCCCCUCCCCAACCCAGGGAAAUAUUUGGGGGUAGAAACACAAAACCCAGGCUUUUGUACAUCGUGAUCUCUCCGUCUCCGAAUGAUAUCGGGGCCCUUUCAUUGGUCAAACCUGAAAAAGUCGCAUUUCACGCAUAUUUGUCCACAAUUUUGCCCAAGUUCUGUCUCUCUUGGUGGAAGCCCGUGAUAUCAUUCGUGGGGGGUGGGACCCUGUGGGGUCUCUGCUGGGUCUGACGCUGCUGCUGGGGACGGCCCUGCCCCGGGGGACAUCCCUGGGGUGUCUCCUGGGGACACGGUGGCCCCGCUCCCCCUCUUUCCUCCGCUCUCGGGGUCCCUUCCCCUCCUGCAAACCCGGGCUGUCCUUCUGCAGAAGGUUCCAUCCCCUGUGGAAAUCCAGCUGUCGUGAUUCAGAACCUUUUUACUUCAGACUCUUGCUGUACGGGAAGCGGGCAUGAUGUAUAAAAUAAACAGUUCAAUAGAAUUUUUAAUCCA